This is a messenger RNA of Chara braunii, 2934 nucleotides long. The record is from the annotation of a GenBank genome assembly. NCBI's taxonomy places the organism in Eukaryota, Viridiplantae, Streptophyta, Charophyceae, Charales, Characeae.
GGAGUCGCGACUGCCUUCUCGGACUGUCUACUACCGCGAGAGAGAGAGAGAGAGAGAGAGAGAGAGAGAGAGAGAGAGAGAGAGAGAGAGAGAGAGAGAGAUCUUGCUGGAGGUCGGGCUAUGCAUCGUGAAGGUUGAAGACGCUGAGGAUUGGGCAGUUCAUUGCGUGGAGUCUUGAAGUCGACCGGACCACGAUGAAUGAAGGAUGGGAUUGUGGAGAAAGGCAAUGUUAGUGCAAUCCUAAACGUGCAGUGGGAUCUCUGCUUUGCGGCUCUUGAGGUGGAGAUUAUACCUAAUGUAAUUGGGGAGCGGUUGACUCCUUCAGUAGUUGCGUUUUUGGAUAGCGAAGAAGGGGGUCGAUAUAUCGGACAGGCGGCGAAGAAUCAAGCGGUGAAAAACUGCGGGAACACGGUGUUUGAGGUGAAGAGGCUGAUUGGACGGAAGUUUGAUGACGAGACGGUUCAGAAAGACAUACAAUUAUGGCCUUUCCCCAUCGUGAAAGGGCCACGUGGAGAGGCGAGGGUUCACAUCCGAACGCGAUCCGUGGAGAAGGAUUUCACACCGGAAGAGAUCUCGGCCAUGUUGUUGGCCGAGUUGAAGAGGCAAGCGGAAACCUAUUUGGACGCGGAGGUCACAGAGGCUGUCAUCACCGUGCCGGCGUACUUCAACGACGCACAGAGACAGGCCACGAAGGAUGCCGGGGAAAUUGCUGGGCUCAAGGUGCUGCGCAUCGCAAAUGAGCCUACGGCAGCUGCUCUGGGGUACACCGUUCAUCGCGAGCGAUUGAUUGCCUUCGACAGAGAGAGGACGAAGACGGUGAUGGUGUUCGAUCUCGGUGGCGGCACGCUCGAUGUCUCGAUCAUGGAGAUCGGACGCGGAAAGUCGACGGUGAUAGCAUUGACAGGCGACAGCCACUUGGGCGGCGUGGACUUCGAUAUUCGGCUGCAGGAGCAUGUGCUGAAGUCGGUGCCGGGAGUGGCAGGAGAGGGGACGGUGGCACAGAGGCGGCUGACGAGAUUGCGGGAGAAGUGUGUGACUGCCAAACACGCGCUUUCGACACGGCACUUUGCCGAAAUCGAAGUGCCGCCGGACAAUGAGGUGACCAUAAGCAGGGCACUGUUCGAGAACAUCUGUAGCGAUUUGUUCGAGAGGUGUAUGACUUUGGUCAAGGAAGCGCUCGAGCUGUCGAAGCUGGGUAAAGAACAAAUUUCGUCCGUGAUCUUGGUCGGCGGAUCCACGAGAAUGCCGAAGAUACCGGCGAUGCUGACUGACUUCUUCGACGGGAGAAAGCCGUUGUCAUCCAUUCAUGCGGACGAGGCCGUUGCGUACGGUGCAGCCGUGCAGGCAGCCAUUAUUGCGAAGCGGUGUACUGGAUCCGAUCUUCAAGACCUGGUCCUGGAGGAAGUCACGCCUUUGACUUUAGGUGUGAACACGUGGACAGGAGGAGGACCUGACACGUGGAAAAUGUCCGUCCUUAUUCCGAAGAACACCCCCAUCCCUGCAAACGGAGAAGACAUGCGGACUACCACUUGCGAUAACCAGACGACCAUGGAGUUUUGCGUCUAUGAAGGGGAGAGUCCUCUUUGCAAGGAUAAUCAUCUUCUCGGCAAGUUCACUCACGAGGGAUUCGAACCCGCGCCGAGAGGAGAGGCGAGAGCUCGUCUCGUGUUCUCCGUAGAUUCUGACGGUAUUCUUCACGCAACCUCGACCAACACUGUGUCGGGACGAAGGAGCUUCGCCACCUUCACAACAGACAAGGGUAGAUUGGCACGUGGCGAGAUCGAGCAGAUGAUUACCUUCGAGCGGAAGUUUGCGGCCGGCGACAGAGCUGCCCUUGAGAAGGAGGCGGCCAAGCACCGCCUGCGGCAGUAUCUUACAGAAAUGAAAGGGAAGAUGGAGAGCACGGGGUACCGGCUGCUCCAGAACGAUCGCAGCGUGAUUAAUCGGAAAGUAACUGCGAUUGAAGGAUGGCUAGCAGGGUCGACGAGUGGACAGACAUCGGCGAACGAGUUUGAAAACAAAAAGCGUGAGUUAGAGGAGGCGUGCGAAGCUCUUGAAGGGCUGGAUCUCCGGGAUAGGAGAAGGGGAAAAGUAGGCGAAAGGAGGGAGGAUGCGAAAGGAGGAAGAGGAGGCGGAGGCAGUGCUGAGGUUGCUGCGGCGGUUGGCGGGAACGCGCUUGGGGAUUUUGUUGAGGAGGGGAUGCCGGCGGGUGGCGGAGGAGGUUUCAAUGAGUUCAAUGACUUGGGUAUGCCCCAUGGAAAGAGCGAGUCUCGGGGGGACAUCAGUGUCGGCAUGCAGGCCGCAGAGAGGAUAGCACCGACCACGGGGGUGGAGGAUGACGUCGCGGGGGACGUUCAUGUUAUUGGGGUGGAGGCGCCAGUUCAGGCUGAUCCGAUGCACACGUUUGGGGGGCGAGAUGGUGCACACGUCGAUAGCAAGCUUAUACCCAGAGAGGAUGUGAGAGACGGGCAUGACGGAGACAGACAGGAGACACCACAUACUUUGGUGGUUCGCAUGGCUGUAGGGCUGGUGGUGCCACAUCAGGCACCGUUUCUGGUGGAUCCUGGGCGUCGUGCCAAUGGCGGUGGCCCGGUCGCGGAGCGACGAGUAGGCAAGGGCACGUGCGCACCUCCGUUCCCUACUUUUGCGCCGUCACGGGAGAGGCCGCAGAUUAGGUAUGUGGCCACGCCUCAUGGCAGCCUCCCAUUUGGAUGUAUGACUGCUGAGGAGUUGGAGGCGCACGGCGGGAUGGAUUUGACCGAGGCCAACAGGCGGUGCUUCAGGAGGCCUCCGCAGGCGGGGCGUCUGCCUCACGUGCAAGACUUGGCCCUAGCUUACCUUCAGGAGGUUCUGUCGUGGCACCCUCUCACAGCACAGCAGGGCCAUCCUCACUAGCGAGCGUAGUUGCGGAAGAGAGCGGCAGUCUCACCCCGA